Molecule: messenger RNA, 8117 nt
Organism: Nilaparvata lugens (brown planthopper)
Lineage: Eukaryota; Metazoa; Arthropoda; Insecta; Hemiptera; Delphacidae
Product: protein transport protein SEC31
Exons: 8
Coding region: 275-2311 (678 amino acids)
Molecular function (GO): nucleic acid binding; zinc ion binding
Source: RefSeq, a predicted model, not a curated record
UGUCCAUGGGAAUUAUGGGGAGUCAGUUGAUGGUUGAUGUUGAUCUCAGGAUUUAGGUGUUGUGAUAUUUCAUGGAUUAAUCAAAACUAAAGUCCAAUUUUCUUUCCAAUUCCAUUCUUAAAAUGUAUGCAGUUUUAUUUUCUUCCUUAAUAUGUUUUGUUCUGUAGAAGUUCUCACAGAAAUAUUUUUGUUUUCGUGAUUGCUCUCAUCUUUUAAUUGAUAAGGAGCAAAAAACUAGGCUCUCUGUUGCUAAUUGUUUCAAUGGUUUCUGGAAAUGGUGUGUAAAGAAGACGUUGUGACAUGGUUUAAAGGGUUAAAAAGCUACCAACGAGCCGAUGUGAUGUGUACUUUGCUUAAUAUGUGUUUGCCAUUCGAACUGCGAUUUCUUGGCACAUGUCUGGAGAACCUCGGAAAACGAGAUUUCCAUAAUCUUAGAAAGACUGAAAGUGAAGCAAAUAAUUUAGCUGUAGGUAUAGAGGACCAGUGUAUCAGUGAUAAGAGAGUAAGAACUACUUUGGCAUUGUAUAUUUCGUUACUCCAUUCGUGUAAUUAUCGGUGUUCCAAUAGUCUAUUUAAAAUAUUAAGCAAUUGGGAUGGUAUUAAUGCCUUGUUGAAUUCUUCUACGCUUUUAUCUCCGGAUGAUACUACAUUAGAAGAACUUUUAUUAUUAUAUACACUAGCCUUAAAUCAUCCUGCCUUUACGGUUGAACAAAAACUAUAUUUAGGUGAAAUCAUGUCAAAACUACAAGAAGAGGUCAACAAAAGAGGUCUAUUUUUUCAAACUGAAUCACAAAACUCUACAGGACUCGGUUUAAUAAAUGAUAAAAUUGUGCCAACUCAGAUGAACUCCGCCUCUCCUGACAAACAGCUUACGGUCUCAAAUACUAGUCACAUUAGUCCUAUUAACCCACCAACCAGCUUUAUUACAGGUGAACCGGUGCUAAACCUUCAUGACCAGUUGAACGCGUGUGGUUACCAGAUGCGCCUGCAGCCGGGCAUGCUGCCAUGCUGGCCGGCAAUGGCGAUGAUGGUGCCUCCCCCUCCCCCUGCCUGCCAACCAGAGCCCCCCUCCACGCCGUCGCCGCUCGUCAGUCGAACCUCGUCGCCCUGCCAGUCCAGGCCCGGAUCACCCGGCAAACCCAAGAAUGUAGUCAUUAAUACCUUCAAUAGACCGCCACCCGAUCCUCCCACCAACGACCUGCCAAACUACUUGUCCAGUCUAGCAAGUUGUACUGUGGACCAGGUCGAAAAAAUGACUGACGAAGAACUGCGAGAGUUGAAGCUUCCAAAUGGAGCUUUAUCUCAGCUUCGAAGUAUAGUCAAUAAAGUUCAUAACACGAAUGGAUUAGCUAAUAUUUCAGAAGCAACAGUAAAAAAGAAAAGGGAGACUAAUGAGCCGGAGGUGGGAGUUAUGAGGCCGCCGAUGCUAGGAGCUAUGCGACCGGGCCUUGCCGCACCCACCGCCCCCGCUGUUCCGCCCCACCUGAUGUGCCUAGAGCAGAUGCGCUUGCUGCGAGUGCAGGACUCGAGUGCCUCAGCCAGCGACUCGGCCUCCGCCUCCGAUCACUCGCCGCCUGACACGCCCAACCUCGCGCCGCCUCCGCCCCCGCCACCGCUCCCGCCUCCGCCACCGCCCCAUCGCAAUGCGCUAAUGAAAGAAGGAGAAACGUGGUGUGGUGUGGACGCUGAGCUGAGGGAGGACGCUGACCUGAGGCGGCAUGGCGGCGCAGUUGAGACGGCGCAUGGCGGACGCACGCGCAACAUCGGCAGGAGUCGACAUCCCGAUCGGCCGCCUGGCAUCCACACUGUGCCCAGGGGCAGAGGCGCCAAUCCGCAUCACAGACGAAGAGAAAUGGGCCAGAACUUGGUGAUGAACGGUGGUGGUGUUGCUAGUGGGGUGGCGGUGGGAGGAGGAUACUCGCCGUCGCCGGCCUAUGCGGCCAUGCCACCCCAGGCAACGCACUUCCUUCGCGCCGCAGCCUACCACCCGGCCUUCCCCCCCAGCGGGCCAUCCUUCGUGCGACCCUCGUUCCCCUUCCACCCCAGCCAAGGCGAAAUGGUCUUCCAGUACGCCCCGCCCUUCCUCCAUCCGGGCCCUGCCCCUGCCGCCCCCAACCCAGCUGGGCCCCAGCUCACAUUCGCCAUGGCACCUCCCAAGAUAUCCUGCUACAACUGCGGCAGUCAGAGUCAUUUACCCAACGAAUGCCAAGAGGCUACCAUCGAGGAAAUGUCCAAACAAGGACAAUACCGGAUAGAUUAUACGCCAUAUCAGAAGUCGGGUGAGUGUUCAUCGAGUAGUAGUGAUAAGUGACCCAUUUGCCUCUUCAAUAUAACUCAUGUCAUUUAAUUUUUCCAUGUGCCAAUAAUAAUUAUAUCAUUAUUAUGAUCACAACUGACUUUUAAGCCUGUUCAAUAGCGUUAUCAUUUAUAAUAAUUUUCUUCUAUCUCGCCCAUGUUAUGAGCUAAGUAUAGAGUUAUUUCCCAUUAUAAUGUACAAAAUACUUCUUAUACUUUCAGGUUCCUAUACAACAAUUUUGUUAUGAUAUUGAUCAUUGAAAUAUUUGAAUACUUGAAAAUUUGAUUGUUCGAAUUGAAAUUCUUGUAGAUUUUUUAUCGCUGUUUCAAGCUACUGGAUUAAAAAACGUUUUAUAUCGAGUUCUCUUGAAUUAUGCAAAAUUUGAAAUGAUCAAUGAACCUUGUAUAAAGUGUUGCUUAUAAUCUUCCCGUAGUGGAAUAAUGAUGAAAAUAUUAUCAAACUGAAUAUUUCAAAUUUGGUCAUUCAUGUGACAACUUAAAUUUCCAAUUAUAUGCAUGAGAAGUAAAUUUUACCGAUCGUUAAGUCUUGAAUCUUUGUCCACUUAUAAUAAAUAAUUUCAAUAUUACAUAUUAGAAACAAUUAUUAUAGAACUGUUUACAGAAAUAAACGAAGUUAGGACAGUAGCUACUGUCUCACUCAAGCUUCGAGAUUGUCAAAAUUUGAUUAUUUAAGCAUAAUUUCCUGUAAAAGAGUAAGAAACGUCACUAUCAUGAUUAUAGAUCAAUUCCUUUCAAGUGAGUUUUCAGAGAAAACAAAUGUUUACACUUUUAUUUUUUAAAAAAAAUCAAGAAUUUGACUAAUAUUCUGAUUUUAAUCAAUAUUCAUGAUUUCCAACAGAAUUUAAUUAUUAUAGAUGAUAUUCAUGUUUAUGAUUAAAUUUUAUUUUAUUUCUCUUUUUUAAAUAGAAAAAUAUUUGAACAACUUUUCCAAGUAUAGCUUGAAAGUAAAUUUUGAAAUACUUUAUUGACAUUAGCUGAAUUCGGUUUAUUAUAUAAAUGAAAAAUUUAGAAUAUAAUAAUUUAUUCUUGUUUGUUAUAAAUGUUCCUGUAUAUUAUGUUUUAUCUGUAGAUCCUUCAAGUAUAUAGCUCACUGGAGCAAAAAUAGUCUUUCAUUAAUGAUUGAUCCAUUAAUCGUGAUUUUGUGUGAAUUGUUUACCAGUUAGUAUUCUAGAAAAACUUUUACUAUUAUUGUAGCUGAGAGUUUUUCACUCAUACUCAUUCACCUUCUUUUUUUAUAAUUUCAUCACGUUUACGUGAUAGUUAUUUAUAUAUCAAAAAUUAAUUUUAUUUUCAAGUUAAUUCUGUGAUGAAUAAUGAACUAUUUAUAGAAUAAAUUUGGACUUUAGUAAGAAUUUAACAAAAAAAACAAUCAAUCUAUUUGAUGAUAGUUGUUGAUGUGAUACGAAUAUGUUUUUAUCUUUUUAAUGCUGCUCAUUACUUGCUGAAUGUUUUCUAGGAAUGCCGGUCUCUAUUAAUCUAAACAAUUAAUCAAUCGCUGAAUGAAACAGCAGAAUAAAAGUAAAGUAAGUUUCUUACAAUUGAAACGAGACUGUCGACAUAAUUUAAUUAUUGUUGGCUGCUUUAGAUACUAAAAAUUUCCAACUGUUGUUGGAAAGAAAAUUAUACUUUGGCUGAGUCCAGCUUAGAUAAGCAAAUUGAAAUGACAUCACCAGCUGCACUGCAGCUGCUCCACUCUAGUUCAAAUUUAAUUUUGUUCCUCAUUGCUAAAGAUGCACUUGAAGCCUCACUAAAGUUACCGUCAAACAGUUUCUCCUGAAUAAAAUAUUUUUGUAUUUUUAUUACAAAUUUUUGAACAGAUACUACUACUGUGUCUCUUUAAAAAAACUCUUAAAUUCAAUCUUUAUAUGAAAAUCAAAGUUGUUUUUACUUUUUUGUUUCAAUUUGAACAUUUAAGGCUUUAGAUCCAUCCAAAUGCUUUACAAUAUCACUCCAUACUGACGAGGAAUACUGAUUUCAAGUCUCCAUAUAAGUUACUUAGGAAAUGACAAUUUAAGUUUUAACAAUACAAGUCGUAAUUUCUGAAAAAAAAUUGCUAGCAAUAAAGUGCUUGAUGAGCCAUUGUAGAUAUUAAUUUAUCAUUGAAAUCUAUAUCUAUAACUAGUAUUGAAAAAAUUAUCCAAUUUUCAAAUUAAAAUGCGAUAAACAUAUUAUUUUGCACCUGAUUUCUUGAUAUAGGAUGUCUCUAAAAAAUCACUCAGCUUUAACUUCCUAUAAUGUAGAAAAACAAGUGUAACUAGGUAAUCGAAACAGCAAUAAUAGAUGUAGCGAAGCUGGCCUAUUCAAGGGAAGACAUUUAUGGCAAAUUUCGGUAAACUUCAAUAUUUUCCAACCAAUUUCAAUCAAAUGAAAUGAAGGAAUAGUAUGCAAUUUGUUGGUUUUAAAUCCUUUCACCUUUAAAUAAAUUUAUGUCAUUUAUAUUUGUUUAUUCAUAAAUUGAUAAAUACAAUAUCAUUCUCAACUAUUAAUGAUUGAGAAAGUAACAACAGGCGUAAGCCCAAAAUUGUUAUUUUCUCAAAUUUGGAUAGAAAUCGUCAAAAAUAGGUCAUUUUUAUCAAGUUUUGUCCAAUUUUGAGUCCAAAAUAUUUGUAAACAAGAAAUUUAGAUAAGUUGAAAAUCAAAAUUAAUAAAAAUAUAUCUCUAAACCAUCACUGAUUACUGGAAAAUGCUGUAUUAAUUAUUGAACAUUUUAAAACUUGAAAAGAAACUCAGAUUUACUUCUAAAAUGUAUUGAAAUGUUUAAUAUUAUUACUUCUAAAUAUUAAAAAGUAUAAUUUUAGCAGACGCCUGCUCACAUUAAUUUGUGUGUUAAGGGGCCUCAAUUGCUGUCCUCAUUUCACAAAAAUAUUCUCUUGAAUACUUAACUGUCGUCGUUUAAUUGGAUCAAUCUAUUGUAAUUAUUAAGCUUGUAAUUUUUAAGCUUUGUCAUUUCCAAAGAAGGCUUUAAGUCAUUCUUUUAUUAUUUAUCACCUUAUUUAUUUUGAUUGCAAGGUUUAUUUUAUUUUUAAUUUUAAGUAAUAUUCUUUUCAAGAGCUCGAAAACAGAAUAUUCUUCAUAAAUGAUGUGUAAAAUUAAUUUCUUCUUGUUACUAUCAUAAAAAAUUUAUAAGAAAACCAAUAUGGCUUCUAUAUCAUGUUAUUAUUUCGAAUGUUUAGCUGAGAUUAGGCUGCUAAAACGUGACUGCUAAUAUUAAAAAUCGACCUCAGGUAUGGUCGACUUCAAAUAAAUAAUAAACAUCCAUAUCACACUGGACAUGGCUUCUUAUGACAGUUGCGAUUGAUUGCGAUUGAUAUGACGUGUUAUUUGCAUCACAAAAAUUGUACGAGUGAUGAAAAUGUUGUGACCUAUAUAAACUUUGGGCUUUCACAUAAGAAUGUAUAGAAACACUUAAAUCUAGUAAAUUGUUUUGGUUUCUGUAAAAUUUAUUCAAUUGGAUAUCAUAUAGUUUCAACGAAAACCUUUUUGGUAUUACAGUAGUUGGAUAUCAUAGCAUCAAGCAUUUUGAAAUACUCAAACACAAAUUUAGUUCAUUCAAAGUAUAAGACAUUGCUUUUUAAAUUUAACGAUUGUUAACGAUUAGAUGUGAAAGUAAUUAAUUGUAUACUAUAUUCAUCAAUCGAAAACAAUAUAUUCACCAGAAAUACACUAUUAUGCAUACUAUUAUGCAAUUUGGAUUACAUGCCUCGAUUAUUCAUUCAUUACAUCCAUAAUAUACGUAUAAAUUGUUGAAUAACUAAAAGAAUAGGUUCCUUUGCAUUUAGCAAUGUGGUCGAUUUGAUCAGGAAUUAUUUUUUAUAUAGUAUGACAAAAGAGUAUCUGUACUCUGUACUCAAUCAUAAAAGCAAGCAAUAUCUAGCUUGUCUGUUAUAAGAUUUCCCUACCAUGUUGAGUAAUCCUGGUGUCAAGCUACAGAUUAAGCUAGUCAAUUUUAUUGCUCUUUCUGUUGAAGAAUUGAUUAAAAACUAUUAUUAAGCUAUAUGAAAAGUAGAAUCAGACAUUAGAAUCAACUUAUUAUUAGUUUUGAAUAAUUAUUUUUGUUUUCUACCAUGGCCAGGGCCAUCUAAGCUCAUAAAUAGAAACUUCUGUACUCCAUACAAUCAUCUAGUUGUGAUGGUUUGUUUCUGAAACUAUAACCUAUUCAAGUCAAUAGAUAGAUUUGAUAACUAAAUGAAGUAUUGUGUUAUACCCUACGAAAACUUUCAAAACUCAAAGCCUUAAAAUCGUUAAAACAAUUACCUUACUUUAGGUUCAUGUUCUUCUCCGUUUUAAUUAGUUUCUGUAGUGAUGGAAUGGCGCAGCAAACAAAGUUAAGCCUUGAAAGUAGUUACAAUAAAAAUCUUAUAUAUUUACUUGGAAUGAUAGUGUGACAAUUUAGAACUAAAUGUGUGUUGCAAUAAAAACAACUUCAUAUUUUUCAUUUGAACACCAACAAUUAAUUGUAAAAUUCUCAAUAUAUUUAGUGCUAAUCUACAAAUUUACACAAAACGAUUAUUCAUUACUGUGAUUUAUUUCCUGUUUAAGUUCAAUAAAAUCCUAUAAAAUGAAAAACAUAUUUCACAAUCAGUGUGACAUAUUGUUCUUGAUCAUGUGUAAUGUUGAGAAUUUAGAUUAAACAAAUAUAUGCCUUAAGUGCAGUGUAAUAAUAUAUUUUGUAUACUUUUCAUCGAUAGAAAUACACUUAGUUUCAGUUAUUAUUAUCACAGUUCCAACUUGAAGUAAUGCAUUCAGAAUUGGAGGAUUUCAUCAUUAGCUUUUAGAAUAAACGCCAUUAGAGCCUUGUUAACUUAAUUUUAAGUCUGCAUUGAAUAAGAUUACUGUAAUUACAAAUUGGAUCAUCAAUAAUUUGCAAAGAUAUAGUGAGUCUUCCACAAAACCAAGACAAACAAAGUUUCGGAUAUAUUAUUAAGAAGCUUAGAGAUUUAGAAAUAAAAUUAUUUAGUUAGAAAUGAACACCAAUAUUGAUAAAUCUUAAUGUUUUAUAUAUGUUUGUGUAUUGUCCUGUUCAUUGUCCAUUUAGUUCGAAUCAAUAGUUUAUCUCGUAAUAGAAGAGUUUUUUCAGUCGUUGAAGUUGUCUUCCUGAAACUUAGCAUGCAAUGCAAUCGAGUAAACCCCGUUACAUACACAAAUACCGAUAUUUUGUUCAAAGUGUCUCUAUAGUAUUACAACUUUUUCAUUAAUUUAUGCCUCUAUUACUGUAUGACAUAAGGACAAAAACCUCUAUAAUGCUCAUUUUUGGGCAGCGCCUAUAUACGUUAUAAAACAAAUAGAAUAGCAUAGAAAUGAACUUUAUUCAACAAAACAAUUCAAACAGUUCUCAAUGUAGAAAACAAAGAAAAAAUUGGGAUCUUUUCUAUUAUAAUACUUAACUCUUGAGACAAAGAAAAAGCUUUCAUAAAUUAUAUAAUACAGUAAUAAUAAAAAAAUAAUAUAUAAAAUUGGUUUGGUUUGCGAUUCAUAACAAAACAGACUGUCUUUGAAAGAUUAGAUUUUAAAUGUAAAAUAUUGAACUCUCACCUGAUUCAUAUGAGGAUAGAGAAAAAAAAUUAAUAAAUAAAAUACACCCGUUUUUAUCUAAUUAAUAUUACUGUUAUAUGUGAUGGAUGCUCGAUAACUUCUAUAACAUGUACUUUAGUAAAGUUGGCAUUCGAUAGCUCGUAGCUUCUAAAACCGACAGUGACUCAGACAUUAAUGGAACACAUUGAACUUUUUACACCCUUCUCGAGCCACAUUCAAGUCGAACAUUUGAUUAAUAAAUGUUUCUCCCGCCUUAUACUUUUCAAUAC